Effrenium voratum is the source of this 1533-nucleotide messenger RNA. NCBI's taxonomy places the organism in Eukaryota, Dinophyceae, Suessiales, Symbiodiniaceae. The record is from the annotation of a GenBank genome assembly.
AUGUCAGACCUCCGCGAACAGUGCAUGAAGUUGCAAGUGCAGAAUACUGCACUAGCAGUUGUGAUUGCAAAUGGAUGGGUGUGCGACGGUGCGCCAAACCAGAAGGGAAGAAUGAUUUCCUACAGUGAGCGGUGCAGAAGUGGCUUCUUUCAUGCACAACGGUCACUGGCGUUUCACAAAGUUGAUAGUGGCGAACACUCCCGUGUCUUGUUUGCUACCUACCGUGGUGACACAUGCAUCAUCACCCCUGACCGCACUUGGACAAUCAAGAAGGCAAAGCACGCAGUGCUUCGUGAACUGGAGCUUCCGUGUGCUUACUCAAAGGUUGACGCCUUCUUUGUCUUUGAGUUCUCCAACACUUUCCAAGAAGUGACGAACGCGCGCAAGGUUGGCACAACUUUGUCGAGGAAGGCAGAGGUGGCAGUCAUUGAACGCCAUCGCUGGACUCCCUCCACUUCAUUUACGCCAAGUGGUGGCUACGGCAACACAGUGAGCCUUGAGGGGGAUCCAGUUCAAACAGCGCAGUCUCUUUUUGUGACACGCGAGGAGGCGCAUGUCCACGGCGAGAGUGCCAGUCCAACCGCCUUCAAUUCGGCAUUGAACACGGUACAAUCCGAUGACAGUGACGCAGACGUGACCGAUGAAGUGAUUGCACUGUCGGACCUUGCCGAGUAUGACGAGGGGGAGUUUUCCAUCGAAUACCUUCAAUGUGCCGAUGAUUUUCAGGAGAACUUGAUUCCAGUGGUCGUGUCGGAGUUCAAGGGUCGGGUUCUCUUCACGCUCUUGUUGCCCAUGGACACCAGCAUCCAGAACACCAAAGCCAAGAUGGUUGAGCACAUGACCGAGUUGGCUUCCAAAAAAGGUCUUGGUGGUCGCAUGAUGACGGUGAAUGACUUUGACCUUGCACAGAACGGCAUGGUUGUGGAUGAGACGGACAUGCUUUCGGACUACGGCGAGGACGAGACACACAUCGGCUUUGUCAUCAUUCUAAAGUUGAGGGGUGGUGGCAUUACUGGUUUGAGGAAACAGCAAAAGAAAAAGUCCGAGAAGAAGACCGGCAAGAAGGACAGUGAGCGAUUGCGCAAUGACGCCAAGGAGGUGGCGAGUGGCAUUCAGAAGAACACGACAUUGCCUGUGGUGCAAUCAGCGGAUGCGAUCAUGACGGCUUUCAUGACCCUUUCGGAGACCAACCCGACCGAUGCUUUGGUUGGUCGGUUGAAAGUCUUGGAGGAGAAGGACUUGGACAAAAUCCAUGGCGUCUUGUCAAAAAAUUCGGGCGGGAGCACUGACUACAAAUUGAGACAGGCAUCUCGCCACUUCUUCAAUCCCGAGUUACAGGGCGUCAUUGAUCUUCAUCAUGAGACAGGAGGCAUCAUUGAAACAGCGGAGUUGACUUUCGCCACUACUUAUCACCAGUUGUUGGAGACCGAGACCAACUACAACCUUGGAAAGAUGAAGGCACUUGUGAAGACUUACCUUGACCGCAAGAUUGGAGAACGCGAGAAGGAAGAGAAGGAAAUGAUGGAACUCUAG